AUGUCGAGAUUCAUCUCACGGUCAUCCGACAGGUGCCAUAAAUUCUUCAAUAUGCUGAAAAAAGACAACGGGAUCCAAUGGAAUUCAGAAUGCAUCGAGGCCUUGAGGGAACUAAAGGCAUACUUGUCCUCGCCUCCACUGCUCGCCAAAGCAGAACCCGGCGAGCGCCUCCUAAUCUACUUGGCCAUCUCAAAAGUCGCGGUAAUCGCAGUAUUGUUCCGCGAAAACAAAGGUGCGUUCACCCAAAUACGAGAACAGGAAGUCAUCACCUUUAAAUGGAAGAACAUCAUAUGCCAUUUCGGCAUCCCUAAAGAAAUCAGCUGUGACAAUGGGCCCCAAUUAUUCGGGAAAAAGACCACCGCGCUCUUCGAAAAAUGGCACACCAAGAAAAUACUCUCCACGCCAUACCAUCCUGCCGGCAACGGUCAGGCCGAAUCCUCCAACAAGACAAUAUUGAACAUCUUAAAGAAAAAGCUUGAGGACGCUAAAGGGUUAUGGCCGAAUUGCUACCAAAGGUACUAUGGGCUUACCGCACCAUGCCGAAAACAAGCACAGGCGAAAUGCCAUAUUCACUAG
Molecule: messenger RNA, 576 nt
Organism: Nicotiana attenuata
Lineage: Eukaryota; Viridiplantae; Streptophyta; Magnoliopsida; Solanales; Solanaceae
Exons: 2
Coding region: 1-576 (191 amino acids)
Biological process (GO): DNA integration
Molecular function (GO): nucleic acid binding
Source: RefSeq, a predicted model, not a curated record